Pipistrellus nathusii (Nathusius's pipistrelle) is the source of this 2916-nucleotide messenger RNA. The record is from the annotation of a GenBank genome assembly. Lineage: Eukaryota; Metazoa; Chordata; Mammalia; Chiroptera; Vespertilionidae.
AUGGACGCAGCGGAGCCGGGGCUUCCCCCGGCUCCCGAGAGCAGGAAGAGGUACAGUGACAUCUUUCGGAGCCUGGACAACCUUGAAAUUUCACUGGGGAACUCGACUCUUGAGAUGCUGGCUGGAGACCCUAUACUCACAGGAGAUCCAGAGUCUGACAAGACCCCCACAGCCACUGUGACCAGUGAAACCAGCCAUUGGAGUGGCCCCUCCCCAGAGGGUCCUGCACCCCUUACAGGGGAGGAACUGGACUUGCGGCUCGUUCGGACCAAGGGCGGUGUGGACGCAGCCCUGGAGUACGCCAAGACCUGGAGCCGCUACGCCAAGGAGCUGCUGGCCUGGACCGAGAAGAGAGCCAGCCUUGAGCUAGAUUUUACCAAAAGCAUUAUGAAGAUCGCCGAGGCUGGCAAGGUGUCAAUCCAUCAGCAGAACCACAUGCCACUUCAGUACAUCUACACCCUGUUUCUGGAGCACGACCUCAGCCUGGGAGCCCUGGCCAUGGAGACGGUGGCCCAGCAGAAAAGAGACUAUUACCAGCCCCUGGCCGCCAAGCGGACUGAGAUCGAGAAGUGGCGGAAGGAGUUCAAGGAGCAGUGGAUGAAAGAGCAGAAACGGAUGAACGACGCGGUGCAGGCCCUGCGAAGAGCCCAGCUCCAGUACGUGCAGCGCAGUGAGGACCUGCGGGCGCGCACCCAGGCGUCCUCGGAGGACCCCGCCCCCCAGGCCUCACCGGCUCCCAGCAAACAGCAAGAGCGGCGGCGGCGCUCCCGAGAGGAGGCCCAGGCCAAGGCGCAAGAGGCAGAGGCGCUGUACCAGGCCUGCGUCCGCGAGGCCAACGCGAGGCAGCAGGACCUAGAGGCCACCAAGCAGCGAAUCGUGUCGCACAUACGCAAGCUGGUGCUGCAGGGGGACGAAGUGAUGAGGCGGGUGACCCUGGGACUGUUCCGGCUUCGAGGGGCGCAAGCAGAGCGUGGGCCCCGCGCCUUCGCCGCCCUGGCCGAGUGCUGCGCGCCCUUCGAGCCUGGCCAGCGCUACCAGGAGUUCGUGCGGGCACUGCGGCCAGAGGCCCCGCCACCCCCGCCACCCGCCUUCUCCUUCCAGGAGUUUGUUCCCGCCCCGCACAGCUCCCCUCUGGACACCAAGAAGAAGCUCUCCGGACCCCCACCUCCGCGGUUGGACGAGAGUGCCGCCGAGCCAGGCCCUUGGGAGGACCCAGGCGUCGGCUGGCAGGGGACUCCGGGCCCCACUCCAGGCAGCGAUGUGGACAGCGUGGGCGGCGGCAGCGAGUCUCGAUCCCUGGAGUCUCCCACUUCCAGCCCAGGCCCUGGUCCAAGGCAGCUCGUGAAGGUCUCCUCCACAGGCACCGAGUCUUCAGAUGACUUCGAGGAGCGAGACCCAGACCUGGGAGACGGGCUGGAGAACGGGACCGGCAGCCCCUUCAGGAAGUGGACGCUCUCCAGCGCAGCCCAGACGCACCGGCUGCGGCGGCUGAGGGGCCCGGCCAAGUGCCGCGAGUGCGAGGCCUUCAUGGUCAGCGGGACCGAAUGUGAGGAGUGCUUUCUGACCUGCCACAAGCGCUGCCUUGAGACUCUGCUGAUCCUCUGUGGACACAGGCGGCUCCCAGCCCGGACCUCCCUCUUCGGGGUCGACUUCCUGCGGCUGCCCAGGGACUUCCCGGAGGAGGUGCCCUUUGUGGUCACCAGGUGCACGGCCGAGAUAGAACAGCGCGCUCUGGGUGUGCAGGGCAUCUAUCGGGUCAGCGGGUCCCGGGUCCGAGUAGAACGGCUGUGUCAGGCUUUCGAGAACGGCCGAGCGUUGGUGGACCUGUCUGGGAACUCACCUCAUGACGUCACAAGUGUGCUCAAGCGGUUCCUCCAGGAGCUCACUGACCCCGUGAUCCCCUUCCACCUCUACGAUGCCUUCAUCUCUCUGGCUAAAACCCUGCAUGCAAACCCCGGGCACGACUCUGAGACCCCAAGUCCCAGUGCUGAGGCUGUUCGCUUUCUGGAGACCCUCUUGGUGCAGCUGCCUGACUCUAACUACAACACCCUGCGACAUCUGGUGGCUCAUCUGUUCAGGGUGGCUGCACAGUUUGAGGAAAACAAGAUGUCUGCCAACAACCUGGGCAUCGUGUUUGGACCCACGCUGCUGCGGCCACCGGACAAUGCUGGGGCAGCGGCCGCCGGCUCCGUGAACUGCCUCCUGGACUUCGGGCACCAGGCCCAGCUCGUGGAGUUCCUCAUAGUGCAUUACGAGCAGAUCUUUGGGAUGGACGAGCUCCCCCUGGCCGCUGAGCUCCCACCUCAAGACCCCAGCCCAGCCCCUGGGCUCCUCACAGCCAGCCCCCAGCUGGCACCCCCAUCCCUUGCCCCAGAUCCCCUGCCCCCAACCUUGCCCCCAGAUUCAGAGCCAGACCCUGAGCCCCACGGUGCCCUGGAGGAGCAUCCCGAGGCCAUGCUCUCCGAGAUUCCAACUCCACAGAGUGACCAGAGAGAGGAAGUGGCCCAAGACACCAAAGAUGAGCGAGGGGAAGUGUCCAGCCAAGGCCCCGAGGACUCCCUCCUGGGGACACAGUCCCGUGGCUACUUCAGCCGCCAGCCAGUGAAGUAUCCCCGGGGGGGCGUGCGGCCCGUCACCCACCAGCUGUCCAGCUUGGCCCUGGUGGCUUUCAAGUUGUGCGAGGACACUCCUGUCACAUCAGGGCCUCAAGGGAGCUUGCGGGGGAGGGGCCCGGACCCCGCUGCUGCCUCCCCUGAGGGCCACCCCCUGCGCCGCACCCCGCUCCCCAAGCAUUUUGAGAUCACCCAGGAGACAGCGCGGCUGCUCUCCAAGCUGCCCAGAGACGAGGUGCCCAAGGCCACCUGCUGCCCGGACCUUCCGCCUGAGGAUGAGGAGGACGUAGAGGAGCAUCUCUGA